AUGUCGACCAUUCAGCUUUCGUUCUCUCUGCGCGUCUCGUCCGGCGUCAAGACGGUGCACCUCCUGGGCUCCUGGGACGGUUACGUCGGCCAGCUGCCGCUGUCCAAAGACAGCAAGUCCUCCAAGUCCGGCUCGUGGAAGGGCACUUUCCGCUUCCCGGGAAAUACGCUCGAGGCUGGCCAGCGCUACUGGUACUACUACAUCAUCGACGGCUACCACACCUCGCACAACCCCAGCGAGAAGUCGACCACUGAGCCCACCACCGGCCGCGAGCUGAACGUGCUCGACGUGCCCAAGGUCAAGUCUUCUUCGUCGUCCAGCAGCAAGCACAGCAGCUCCAGCAGCUCCAGCAGCAGCCACAAGUCUUCCUCGCACUCGUCGUCCCGCCACUCGUCCAAGGACAAGAGCCGUCACUCGCACGUGGAGGUCCCCAAGGGCCGCCCGCUGUCCGUCUCCCAGAUCAAGUCGCCCAAGCCGCAUUCGCCACACGCCACGCGCCACAUCCUGACUGACGACUACGACGUGGACGAGCUUGCCGAGCACCUGGCCAAGUCGGGCAUCGACGAGGCCGACUACGACGAGGCCGCCGUUGGCAUCGUCUACGGCGAUGACUACGCCGGUGAGGAUGCUUACAUCACCGCCGACAUGGGCGUGCUCAGCGGCUCGCCGCUGUCCAGCAGUGGCUCGGACCUGUCCUACUCCUCCGAUGACAGCAGCAGCCAGGGCGCGUACUCCAGCGUGUCUGGCUACUCGACCCCGAGCUCUGACUACAGCUCCUGCACCUGCGAGCGCUACGGCAUCACCCGCAAGGGCGACCGCGUGCGCAUCGACUGUGGCGGUGCCCGCUGUGGUUACGAGGACUCGUGCUCGUCCUCGGAGGACGAGGAGUACGUUGAGCACUCGUCGCGUCGCAACGGCAUUGUCGUUGCUGCAUGA
This is a messenger RNA of Grosmannia clavigera kw1407, 936 nucleotides long. Its product is annotated as GTP-binding protein. The transcript has a single exon. NCBI's taxonomy places the organism in Eukaryota, Fungi, Ascomycota, Sordariomycetes, Ophiostomatales, Ophiostomataceae. The record is from RefSeq and is a predicted model, not a curated record. The coding region runs from base 1 to 936 and encodes 311 amino acids.